AUAGCUCUUAUUUCUGAUGUUCUGGUUUGUAAUUUCUCUGGCAGCUGUGAAAGGCAACGGCACGUGGCUGGUCUUCCUGCCGGUGGCUCCUUUAGAGACGAGCUCCAUCGGUCUUCUGGCGCUGGCCUUCAUCACCGUGCUGCUGGCUCUGGCUGCUCUCUUACUGCUCUGCCACUUACUGUGCUUCCACGUGUACUUACUGUCUCAGGGCAUCAGCACUUACGAGUACAUCGUCAGGAAGCGUCAGUCUCCGAACCCUAAAGAGAAAGAGCAGGUUCCUCCGGCGCUGCCGUCUAACGGAGCCAGCGCACAGGUACAGACCAUAAAUACAGUAAACACAGUAAAACAAUAAAUACAACUCAUGCAAUGCAACUUCAACCAAACACUUAAUAACUCCUUUGCAUAGGGAUAAAAAAAAAUAUUUAGCAUUCAAAUUUAUGC
Molecule: messenger RNA, 441 nt
Organism: Cyprinus carpio (common carp)
Lineage: Eukaryota; Metazoa; Chordata; Actinopteri; Cypriniformes; Cyprinidae
Gene: zdhhc11
Product: palmitoyltransferase ZDHHC11-like
Exons: 2
Coding region: 17-352 (111 amino acids)
Biological process (GO): peptidyl-L-cysteine S-palmitoylation; protein targeting to membrane
Cellular component (GO): Golgi apparatus; endoplasmic reticulum
Molecular function (GO): protein-cysteine S-palmitoyltransferase activity
Source: RefSeq, a predicted model, not a curated record